Styela clava is the source of this 1076-nucleotide messenger RNA. The record is from RefSeq and is a predicted model, not a curated record. NCBI's taxonomy places the organism in Eukaryota, Metazoa, Chordata, Ascidiacea, Stolidobranchia, Styelidae.
UUUAAAUACAGUGAUCUUUCGAGAUAUUUGACGUAGAGUUGCAAACUGCUAAUUCGGCUUACCUUUGUGUGUUGCUUUACCCCGGGCGUGGCGUUCCAUGAGAACGAUACUUGUGUCAAAGAUAGGUCAGAUUGGAUCGAUCAAUUAUAAAUUGAGAAUAAUGAGAGAGGAAUGGGUGCUGCAAAGAAGAAUCACUAUAUUAUGGCCUCGAUGGGCCUGUUGUUUGCAGCAAGUUGUUUUGGCAUUGCAGGUAACGAAGAUCGAUCAAUCGCAUUCUGCAUUAGGAAUAACUCUAGUGCAUUUCGAUUAAUUUAUUAUCUAUACUCAACUGCGAUAGCCUACUACUUUGUGUCCACAAUCGGAAGUGACACAGAGAGCAGCGGAAUCAACAGGAACGCUAGUUAUAAUCAGACGCAAAUAACCUACCAAGAACGAGGGGUGCACGAUUUCCUAUUCGGAUAUUUACCAGAAAUGGAUUCCGGCAGAAUUAGAGAUAAACCGGAUAAACGACUCGCUGAUUAUCUCACGUAUCAAUGUGGGGGAAAAUAUGUCGAAGAUCAAAAACUAAAAGGAAACAAGGGAUGUUCAAACACAUUUCCGUGGCUAGUAAGCAUUGCUAUUUUAAACCCGAACUAUAGUGAUGCAUCCAUGGCCCCUCGGGACCUUGCUCAGAGGAAUAGAAAAAUCAGGAACAACGAAACUGCAAUCAGGCGCGUGAUUGGUGUUUGCGGAGGAGUACUGAUUGCGACCAACUGGGUUUUGACAGCUCAUCAUUGUGUUAGCAAAUACCGUUAUUUGAAGGUUGUUGUGUAUGGACGCGAUAAUAUAGAAAACGUUACUGGCGUAAGAAAUUUCGUAUCAGAGAUUCAAUCAGUUUAUUUUUAUCCUCACUACGACGACGUUACAAACCAACAUGACAUCGCUUUGUUAAAACUGAGGAAUCCGUCACACAGUUGACGAAUGCGCCUCUUAGGCAGUUCAACGUAACAAUAGAAGAUCCAACGAAUUGUCAACGGAAAUACCGAAGAUUAAAAUAUGACGUGAACUACAAUAUUUGCGAUACAGAUACAAAAAUU